Triticum aestivum (bread wheat) is the source of this 4619-nucleotide messenger RNA. Its product is annotated as pentatricopeptide repeat-containing protein At1g63330. The record is from RefSeq and is a predicted model, not a curated record. NCBI's taxonomy places the organism in Eukaryota, Viridiplantae, Streptophyta, Magnoliopsida, Poales, Poaceae. The coding region runs from base 606 to 2786 and encodes 726 amino acids. The transcript has 5 exons. Gene Ontology annotation, molecular function: protein binding.
AUUCCCAGCAUACCUAGCCGAGGAGCAGAGGCCAACAAAAAACUUCGUUAAACCCCAGCAGAACUCGGGCGCGCGGCGGCGGGCGGCGGGCGUAGGCGGCGGGGCUCGGCGAGCAUGUUCGGCUGCGCCACUAGCGGUGAGAGUGCGGGGCGACGGCCGGCGGCUUGAGCGCGUGACUGAUUCAGCGGCCAAGCGGGGGACGCGCCGGCUCGGGCUGCGGUAAUUCCUCAAUCGCCCCUUUGCUUCGGCGCCCGAGAUUGAGAGCCCCCCACGGCCAGGCGCCGCAGGACCUCACCGGAGUGGGGCGCAUCAGCCAUUUCCAGCGGGGACAGAGCGACAAGGAGAGGUUGCCGGCUGCGAGCGGCGACAGCGGGCUGUCUCCCCUCAAAUCCUCGGCCUACACUGUUAAUCGAAGCUGUGCUAACUGGCUCAGGUUGAUUUUCCAAUAAAAGGAAAUUUUCAUGUAACUUGUCUUAUUAUUUCCUGGGUGGUCCUCACUGUUAACUUUUCAAGGAAGUUUGCUCCAUGAAGUACAAAAGUAGUGGACAUUCUUCCUUCUUCGGCUUAUGCUGUCAGUGUAAGGAGGGGAUUGGCGGCCCUCUUCUAUGCACCGAGCAGUGCUAAGUUUCAUGCGUCAAGCCCUUGUAGAAAGAAGCUACCCUCCGGCAUUGCGACUUUACUCUGUGGCUUGUUGCUUGAAGAGCUUAGAUCAUCAAGAACCUACUGGAAGCUUCUUUUACAGUGAGUAUAAAAACCAGUGUCUUCCUCCCUUGAUCACACUAGCAGUUCGUACAUCAAACUGGAACAAGGCCAGGAAGAUUACCUUCAGGGAGUGUGUGAAGUUAUAUGGGCUAUCCCGGUCAGUUGGGCUGUUUGCAUUGCUUAUGCAACCCUUCUUGCCGCGAAGAAUCAGAGAGAUCCGGUGCUUCAUGCAGAGCAUUGUUGAUUACUGUGGAAGUGCCGGCCCAGAGUUGUUUGAGUUGGCACCUAUUUUGGUCAGUAAUUUGGGUGGGUCAAUGACAUUACUACAAGUUCAUGCUACAGUUAUUCGGGUUUUUGUAGAGUUGUCAAUGUUUGAGGAUGCUCUUCUCACUUACAUUGAGGCCAAGAAGGUUGGAGUUGAGCUGCAGUUGUGCAACUUCCUGCUGAAGUGUUUAGUGGAGAGGAAUCAAAUCAUGUCUGCGAGGAGUUUGUUUGAUGAUAUGAAUACAUCUGGUCCGUCACCAAAUGUGUACUCUUAUUCAGUUUUGAUGAGUGCUUAUACACAUGGAGAUAGGUUAUGCUUGGAGGAAGCAUUUGAGCUUCUAUGUGAAAUGGAAAUGAAAGGCAUGAAACCGAAUGCGGUAACCUAUGGCACUUACCUCUAUGGGCUUUGCCGUACCAGACAUGUGUCAUCUGCAUGGAACUUUCUUCAAAUGCUUUGUCAGAGAGGCUACCCUCGCAACAGUUAUUGUUACAAUGCUGUGAUUCAUGGUUUCUGUCACGAGGAUCAGGUUCAGAAAGCCAUGGAGGUGUUUGAUGGGAUGAAGAAGGGUGGGUUUAUCCCAGAUGCCCAUAGCUAUAGUAUAUUAGUUGAUGGGUUAUGUAAGCAAGGGGAUCUAUUGGCAGGCUAUGACGUGCUUGUCGAAAUGGUAAGAAAUGGGAUUGCUCCUACUCUGGUCAGUUAUACUUCACUUCUGCAUGGUCUUUGCAGAGCUGGAAAGGUUGAAUUGGCAUUUGACCUGUUUAGGAGGCUCAAAGAACAAGGUGUCAAGCAUGACCACAUAGUUUACAGCAUUUUUCUUGAUGGUUGUUGCCAACAUUUGGAUCUAGAGGUUGUCUAUGACCUUUGGAAUAACAUGGUUCAUCAUAAUUUUAUUCCAGAUGCUUACAACUAUACUAGUCUGAUAUAUGCAUUCUGUAGACAUAGUUACCUCAAAGAAGCAUUGGGAGUAUUCGAACUCAUGUUUGAGAAGGGAAUAAGCCCGAACAUUGUGACAUGCACCAUUCUAGUUGACAGUUUCAGCAAAGAAGGGAUGAUCGAUGAAGCCCUCCUAUUCCUGGAUAAAGUACGCCAUCUUGGAAUUGUUCCUAACCUUUGUAUGUACAGAGUUAUCAUAAAUGGUCUGUGCAAGGUCAACAAAUGCGAUGAUGUGUGGGCCUUUUUUGCAGACAUGAUAAAAAGAGGCUGUGUUCCUGAUACUUUCAUUUAUAGUAUUAUUAUUAAUGGCUGUGUGAAAGCACUGAGACUUCAGGAGGCUUUCAGAUUGUUUCAUAAAAUGUUGGAUGAGGGUACAAAACCUAAUAUAUUCACAUAUACUAGCCUAAUAAAUGGUCUUUGCCAUAAUGACAGACUUUCUGAAGCUGUGACAUUGUUUAAGCAUAUGAUUUGGGAAGGAUUGACACCAGACAGGAUUUUGUAUACAUCUCUUAUUGAUUGCUAUUGUAAGCGUUCAAACAUGGAGGCAGCUUUGGAAAUUUUUAGAGAGAUGGAGAAAGGGGGCUUAUCAGCAGAUGCUUUUGUUUAUACUUGUUUAAUUGGGGGCUUCAGUAAAGUGCUUGCGAUGGAUGGCGCACAGUGGUUGAUGGAAGAAAUGAUAAAUAAGGGGCUUACACUUACUGUAGUAACUUAUACAGAUAUGAUAGUUGGAUACUUCAAAACUGGAGAUGAGAAGAAAGCUCAUAUGAUGUAUAACAGUAUGCUCCAGGCAGGCAUUACACCGGAUGACAAGCUGAGUAGUAUAUUGGGAUUUGGCAAUGAUGGAGAUAGUUUUCAGGACUCCCUGGAAGACAAGGAUAUAUCAUAAGUUUUCAUAUUGAGCUCUAUGGGUGAACGACUACUUUCAACAAUUCAUUGGUGGUGGAGAGGGAGAGCAGUUGAAAAACUUGGUAUACAGUGAGCAGCUCUCAGCGCUUGUAGCGAGCUUGUACAGGUGAUACUAGAAAUGCGAGGGCCAUGUGUAUCGAAGUGGCCUAAAGACAUAAGCACGCCUAUCCAUGUAUUCCUUAAGUUUUCUUAUUUGAUAGUCAAUUGACAAGCAUUUUCAUUGAGCUGAAAGCAGAGAGCAGCCGUGAUUGAUCAGAUCUGGCAUACAGCAUGUCAUUACAGACCCAGGAUCAGAUCUAGACUGGUGUCUGUGUGUCAUGUGAGCAGUGUUAGGCAGCAUCUAGGCAAUCUCAGAGAUGUAUAUGAUAACCCACAGUUCACCAGGGUUUCGUGUUACAUGGACUUCUGUGGAUGAACAUAUCAAAGACGAUCUUGAUCUUCAGAGUGCUGCUCAAGAGGAAGAGGUGCAGGCUAUUAUACUUGUAGCAGAAAGCAUGGGAGAAGGCACUCGGUGUGCUCUGAAUAGAAUUGUGCAGUUGAGGCUGAGAAACUUGGUGAAGACUACGAGCUCUGGUGUAUGGAACUUAGUAGAGUUUUCUAAGUGAGUUAAAAUGGUAGGCCAUAAAUGGCUCUGCAAAACUAAACGUAAUUUUGAGGGAGUUUUUGGGAGGCUCAAACAAUGGCCUGUAGCCACCAAAAGGCUCAUAAUAAAGAGAGAAGGGAUUGAUCACAAUGGCAUCAUCCUGUCUUGACUGAGGAAUUGUCACGAUGCUUGUGUUAUCACUCUGGCAUGCUUUUAUGCUGAUUGAAUUUUUAAAUAUCCUGCGUGGCUCAACAUGAAUGUUUUGUCAUGAAAGAUAGGAAACAUGGCAUGUUGUGAAUAAUUCAAGUUAUGAACUAAGUCAAGCGCUUAUACAAUGGUACCUUAAGUCUGCGGUGUGAGUUUCACUGCCUUUUGUGGAUGAAAUCUCAUUGGCCAACCAAGAGAUUUGAUGAUGCCUCAUGCAGUAUUUGUAUGGAGGUUCACCGGGACAUGAGUCCAAAAGGAGUAUAAGUCAUAUUGUAUUGAUAUGCACCGAUAGAGUAUGUAGGAAACACAUUAGGCUCAAGUACUCUGUCUCACCUGCUCCGAAUGUUAAGGGUGAUAAAAUUGUGACAUUUCAAUGACCGAGGAAUCAGUUAAAACUGACCUGAUAAUGCCAGUUCUUUAUGCUUCAGUUGUCAAAAGCACCAUAUGUAAUCAAAUAUGAACAUAUCCUUAUUUAUGUUGGGGAUACUCGGCAUACACUAAAUCUAGAAAUGUACACUACUCGAAAGCAGCCACCAAGUCUUGCAGUGUAUGCACAAUAAAAAAGAUUACACACUCUCUUAUAAGGAUACAAGUAACCUUGAAAUUGUAGGUUGGUCGGAAAUUGUUAAAUUGUUAUUUAUGUGAGGUGUGUGUGGAUAUUAUGAAUUCUACUCUACGUCAUGUUACAUCUCCACUCUUGUGGAAAGAGCUACAUCAUGGGAAAGCUCAAGAAAGGACAACCAUGGCAUCAUUAGUGAUGCAAACUAGUUCGUGUUAUGCUAAGAGGCUACCAGACAUGUUGUAUUCCGAAGGAAUUCUUUCCCCAAAAUUAAAAGUAGUAGACGACACCUUUAAACCAGUUAUAGUGAUUAUGAACACCCAAUGCUCUAUGCGAGUAAUAACAUGUCAAUUGUGUUAACAAAACUAUUGACACUAUAUUAAUGUUGUUGGAAGUAGAAUCCAAGAUUAAACAUAUGAUGUUUGUCUCAUAAGUUUUGUGGUUCAUCUUGCUAAAGGCUUAUC